Anisakis simplex (herring worm) is the source of this 354-nucleotide messenger RNA. Lineage: Eukaryota; Metazoa; Nematoda; Chromadorea; Rhabditida; Anisakidae. The record is from the annotation of a GenBank genome assembly.
GAAGAAUACGACCAACUCUGUACCGUGGUCAACAAAAUCGCUCAUCCACUUGCCUCACGGAAACUAGCGAAAAAAAUUUACAAACUCAUUAAAAAGCGACUAAAUAUGCCGUACAUUUUAAUUCGUCAGGCAUCACAAGAAAAGAACUAUCUGAGACAAGGAAUAAAAGACGUUCAUAAGGCGAUUCGCCGCAAUGAAAAGGGCAUCGUCAUUCUCGCAGGUGAUGUGAGCCCGUUGGACAUCUACUCACAUAUGCCAGCGUUGUGUGAAGCGAAAGAUUUGUUGUACGUCUUUACACCGUCGCGCAAACAUCUCGGCUUAGCGACAGGUUCGUCGAUUUAUUUUGUCAAGUAA